UCAUGCUUCCUGGCUUCACUCACAUGCUCAGAGGAGGAAGAGCUGUUUGGUCUUAGCCGCACAUGAAGCAGCUCAGUCUAUUUUAAACCACUCUGGACUGGACCUGGGAUAUUUUUACACCUCUUGUGUGGCAGACUGGGCUCACGGAGCGGAGUUUUGGAGGCUUUUUCCGAGUUCUGAGUUUGGAUUUCUCUCCAUCUCGCUCACUGUGACCGUGUGAGCGACUGAGGCGGUGUGUGCGUGCGUGCAUGUGUAUGAGCGCGACCGAGGAGCAGGAUGAUUGCCGCCCAGCUACUCGCCUACUACUUCACUGAACUCAAGGAUGACCAGGUUAAAAGGAUUGACAAGUACCUCUACUCCAUGCGUUUCUCCGACGAGACGCUGGUGGACAUCAUGCAGCGCUUUCGGCGGGAGCUGGCUCAGGGACUGGGCCGGGACACGAACCCCACGGCCACGCUGAAGAUGCUGCCGACGUUUGUGAGGUCCAUCCCCGAUGGCUCGGAGAAAGGAGACUUCAUAGCGUUGGACUUGGGCGGCAGUAACUUCCGGAUCCUCCGCGUCAAAGUGAGCCACGAGAAGAAGCAGACGGUCCAGAUGGAGAGCGAAAUCUACGACACGCCGGAGGACAUCAUCCACGGCACCGGGACCAGGCUCUUCGACCACGUGGCCGAGUGUCUCGGCGACUUCAUGGACAAGCACAAGAUCAAAGACAAGAAGCUCCCGGUUGGAUUCACCUUCUCGUUCCCCUGCCAGCAGACCAAGCUGGACGAGGGGCAUCUGAUAACAUGGACCAAGCGCUUCAAGGCCAGCGGAGUGGAGGGGAUGGACGUGGUCAAACUGCUCAACAAGGCCAUCAAGAAACGAGGCGACUACGAAGCCGACAUCAUGGCUGUGGUCAACGACACCGUGGGGACCAUGAUGACCUGUGGCUUUGACGACCAGCGCUGUGAAGUCGGCAUCAUCGUCGGUACCGGCACCAACGCGUGCUACAUGGAGGAGCUGCGUCACAUCGACCUGGUGGAGGGAGACGAGGGCCGCAUGUGCGUCAACACCGAGUGGGGCGCCUUCGGGGACGACGGCAUGCUGGAGGACAUCCGGACGGAGUUCGACCGGGAGAUCGACCGAGGCUCCCUGAACCCCGGCAAGCAGCUGUUCGAGAAGAUGGUGAGCGGCAUGUACAUGGGCGAGCUGGUGCGCCUCAUCCUGGUGAAGAUGGCCAGGGAGGGCCUGCUGUUCGAGGGGAGGAUCACCCCGGAGCUGCUCACCAGAGGGAAGAUCGAGACCAAGCACGUCUCCGCCAUCGAGAAGAGUAAAGAGGGCCUGACCAAAGCCAAGGAGGUGCUAAUUAAGCUCGGAGUGGAGCCGUCGGCCGACGACUGCAUCGCCGUGCAGCACGUUUGUGCCAUUGUGUCCUUCCGCUCCGCCAGCCUGAUCGCGGCCACCUUGGCCGGCAUCCUGACGCGCCUCAAGGAGAACAAAGGAGUGACCCGGCUCCGGACCACGGUGGGCAUCGACGGCUCGCUCUACAAGAUGCACCCGCAGUACGCCCGGCGGCUCCACAAGACGGUCCGCCGCCUGGUGCCGGACUCGGACGUCCGCUUCCUGCUGUCGGAGAGCGGCAGCGGGAAGGGCGCCGCCAUGGUGACGGCCGUGGCCUACAGGCUGGCGGAGCAGCACCGGCAGAUAGACCAAACGCUGUCCGAGUUCCGCCUGAGCACGGAGCAGCUGCUGGAGGUGAAGAAGCGAAUGAGGACCGAGAUCGAAAACGGGCUGUCUAGGAGCACGCAGGACAUCGCUACUGUCAAAAUGCUGCCGACCUUCGUUCGAAGCACCCCCGACGGCUCGGAAUAUGGAGAUUUUCUGGCUUUGGACCUGGGAGGAACCAACUUCAGAGUUCUGCUGGUCAAGAUCCGCUCUGGGAAGAGACGCUCGGUGGAGAUGCACAACAAGAUCUACGCCAUUCCCCUGGAGGUGAUGCAGGGCACGGGAGAGGAGCUGUUUGACCACAUCGUGCACUGCAUCAGCGACUUCCUGGACUACAUGGGGAUGAAGAACGCCCGUCUUCCGAUGGGCUUCACCUUCUCGUUCCCCUGCAAGCAGACGAGCCUGGAUGCUGGCAUCCUGGUGACAUGGACCAAAGGCUUCAAGGCCACAGACUGUGAAGGAGAAGAUGUGGUGGGGCUGUUGAGGGAGGCCAUUAAGAGGCGAGAGGAGUUCGACUUGGACGUCGUGGCCAUUGUCAAUGACACGGUGGGAACCAUGAUGACCUGCGCCUACGAGGAACCCACCUGUGAAGUUGGACUCAUUGCCGGCACCGGCAGCAACGCCUGCUACAUGGAGGAGAUGAGGAACAUCGAGAUGAUUGAGGGAGACGAGGGCCAGAUGUGCGUCAACAUGGAGUGGGGCGCGUUCGGCGACAACGGGUGCCUCGAUGACUUUAGGACGGACUACGACCGAGCGGUGGACGAGUUCUCUCUCAACCCAGGCAAACAAAGAUAUGAGAAAAUGUGCAGCGGCAUGUACCUCGGUGAGAUUGUGAGGAACAUCCUGAUAGACUUGACCAAGAGAGGAUUUCUGUUCCGAGGACAGAUUUCUGAAACGCUAAAAACCAGGGGCAUCUUCGAGACCAAGUUCCUGUCGCAGAUAGAGAGUGACAGACUGGCCUUGCUGCAGGUGAGGUCCAUCCUGCAGCACUUGGGCCUGGACAGCACCUGUGACGACAGCAUCAUUGUCAAAGAGGUGUGCGGAGCGGUGUCGUGCCGCGCUGCUCAGCUGUGUGGGGCGGGAAUGGCGGCCGUGGUGGACAAGAUCAGAGAGAACCGUGGCCUGGACCACCUGGACAUCACCAUAGGGGUGGACGGGACGCUGUACAAACUCCAUCCACACUUCUCUGGGAUCAUGCACCAGACGGUGGAGGAACUCGCUCCCCAGUGUAACGUCAACUUCCUGCUGUCGGAGGACGGCAGCGGCAAAGGAGCGGCGCUCAUCACGGCCGUGGGCUGCCGCCUCCGGCAGGAGCUCAACGGUCAAUAGGAAGCGCCCCCCCCCCCCCCCCCCCCCCCCCCUCGCUGACCCCCCAACCCCCCCAUUUCCCUGGUUCCCUUCCUCCUCCUCCUCUUCCUCCUCUCUUUUGUCACUAGUCCAGUGCGUGCGUCUGCUGUGUUCGGCUCCAGCGAGUCGCGCACUGUGCCGUAGUUUAGGUUGUGUUUGAUUAGCCAUUGUUUCCAGGCCAAGGCUGUUUCUGGGGUUAAACUCGUAGAGAUAAAACACGCACAUUCAGCUCCUGGGCAGGAAAAAAAAAGACUUCACUGGCUCCUGAUGCUCCCGCGUCACCAGCUGGAGGAUUCGACGAACGACGCCGGUGCGAGAGCUGCGGGACGCGAUCGACACCAACAGUCAGGAAAAGCAGAUUUACUGUAGACGAAGCCACCAAGCGUCUGCUGUUCACUGGCUUCUCUGUCUGUACUGUAAAGUAGACAUGAGAUGAUGUAUAAAUGUGGAAUGAAUGAAAGGGAAUAUAUUUGUUUAGGGUUUGUAAUGUCUAACCCAGAUAUAAUACAUGAUGCUAAACCUACAUCAUUGCUAUUUAUUGUUUUUUUUUAUACUGGGUUUCUGCUGCAAUGACCCAAACCUCAGAAGGUACCUGAUGAACCCCUAACAUGUUCUUGCUGUAGGCACAGGAUCAGAUCCAGUUUAUUUCCGGUCUAGUGUUCUCUGAUGCGCUCUAAUGUCAGACGGUGGACUUUGAAGUCCAAAUCCUCCGUUGAGCAGCAGGAGGUGGUGCUAACGCAGACGCCGGGAGAACAAGAGCGGCCGAACGCUGCCCUCAGCGAGUCGCUGUGAGGCCCAUUCAAGUAGCACAGCUCAGUAUUUCUAGUCCUCUUUGACAUGAGUGAAAUCAGCUCAAUUAUAACCUAAUGCUCCUUUUUAGCGAGCGGAGGUGUCAUUUUGUGGUGUUCAAGACUGUAAUAAAUUUAAAGAGAUUGAUUUUUGCACUAAUGCGUCCGGUCGGUGCUGUAAGCGGAUAAAUAGGUUUAAAUCCUGACUGGUGAGCACAGACGAGCACUCCAACCGCAGCCAGCUGCACCUGCUAAAAAGGGGCAACCAGCGAGGCUCCCUUUAAUAUUCCGUCUAGCUACUGUACGGCCGUCACAGUGCACAACCUGGACUGUGCCGGCCCAACGCUCGGCCACUAAAUAAAAGCAAACCUGUGUC
Molecule: messenger RNA, 4215 nt
Organism: Betta splendens (Siamese fighting fish)
Lineage: Eukaryota; Metazoa; Chordata; Actinopteri; Anabantiformes; Osphronemidae
Gene: hk1
Product: hexokinase 1
Exons: 21
Coding region: 277-3033 (918 amino acids)
Biological process (GO): glycolytic process; glucose 6-phosphate metabolic process; intracellular glucose homeostasis
Cellular component (GO): cytosol; mitochondrion
Molecular function (GO): D-glucose binding; ATP binding; glucokinase activity
Source: RefSeq, a predicted model, not a curated record